Molecule: messenger RNA, 2575 nt
Organism: Tetranychus urticae (two-spotted spider mite)
Lineage: Eukaryota; Metazoa; Arthropoda; Arachnida; Trombidiformes; Tetranychidae
Product: tetratricopeptide repeat protein 39A
Molecular function (GO): protein binding
Source: RefSeq, a predicted model, not a curated record
GUUAUUAUCAUCAUUAUUAUUGCUGUUGAACAAGUUUACUGUACAAAUGGGAGACAAAUAAUCAAGUGAGAUGAUUAAGUGAGUAAAACGCGCUAAGUCAAGAUAUUCACAAUCAUUUUAUAGUUUAUCAAUGUUCAAAUGACCUCAACUUUAUCUUGCCAUUUGUUUUUGUAUUUGCCAUCAACAACAACUUUUAUUUUUUUAUUCCUUCAGUGUUAAUCUCAACUUACUUUUCCAUUGUCUCUAAUGCCCAAUCAUUUAAUUUAAGCUUGAUUUUAAUUUAGUGUAAACUCUCAUAAUAUCUACAUUAUCUUGAUUGAUAACCUUUGACCAUCCGUUUCUCUUCAAAAGAUGACCUCAAUAAAAGGGAAUACAAAAGUUGCCAUUCAAAAUGUACAACAGAUUGGGUAUAAUAAGAAGAAAGGUUCAAAAGGUGCUUCAGUAGAUGAUAACACCAACGGAACAAUUAAAAGUAAUGAACCACCAAUGGACAGAUCAACUGAAGUUAUAAGAAUUCCAGAUUUCCAUGAAUCCUUUUAUCCUGAAACUGUUAUUAAUCUGUAUUAUAAAAAUCAGCUUGAAGAUGCAAACAAAUUUUGCCAACAAUUUAUGGAGGAUUCAAUUUACUACGCCUUUACUAAAUCAUUGCUCGAUUUCAUGUCAGCAAUAUUUACACUUGAACCGACUCAAUUAGAGGCUGGAAAAAAAUCUCUUCGUCACAUUUCAAAUAUAAUCAACAAAAAACGACGAUCAAAUAGUUUGAUGGAAAGUUUAAGUUCAUGGAUUCGUAAAGUUGAUUACAAUCAAUACACUGAUGAACAAAUUCAUGCUGAACUGCUUUAUUGUGCAGUUGAAUUUUUAUACACAAUGUUAAACGUCUUCUCAGAUCAAAGGAUAAUCACAUUAAUUAGAAGUGCUUUGGCUAUUCGAUCAGCUAACAAUUUACUCAAAAUUUUGGAAGAAAUAAAGAAUACUCGAAGUAAAUAUGAAUCUGAAAAGAGUCGGAUAAAUUUCAAUACAGGAGUACUGGUUUGUUCUGGGACAAUCAAUUUGUUUGUUUCAAUGUUGCCAGAUAAAGUGCUCAAAGUAUUACAUUUUUGUGGAUUUUCAGGAGAUCGCCGACUUGCUGAAACAUGUCUUAAAGAAGCAAUGGAAGUUCGUCAAUGUGUCUUAAGUGAAAUUGGUAUGCUUGGUAUAUCAGGUUUCUAUCUUAACAUUGAACCCAUUAUGGGUGUUCAAAAUAUUAAAUUUGAAAUGAUUGAAUCUUUUAUUCUUAAUGAGUACAAUCAUCAUCCUGAUUCUGCUUUCCCUGUGUACUUCCAUGCUAGAUACAGUGAACUCAAAGGAAACCUGAAUGAGGCUAUUACACAUUACCAGAAAUCUAUUUCUCUGUGUACAGAAUGGAAACAAGUUCACAAUAUUUGCCGAUGGGAAAUGGUUUGGUGUUAUGCUUUACUCGGUGAUUGGACAAAUGCCAUCAAGGAAGCUGACACACUAUACGAAACAUGUUCCUAUUCGCCUGCAACCAACGUUUAUCAAUCUGCUGCAUUCAAAUGCAUGUUAUAUGAAGAAAACAAAGAUCCUAUUUUAAAGAAAGAAAUCGAUGAAGCCAUGAAAAAAGUUCCAGAGCUUAAAAUACGAUAUGCUGGUAAAACAAUUCCCCAGGAAAAGUUUGCUGUAACCAAGGCUUCACUUUACCUUAAAGAUAAUAGGAAACUUGUCUUACCUGCUUAUGAACUUUUUUACUUUUGGAACGUUUUCACCAAUGCUGAAGAGAAACCAGAACUUCUUGAACCAAUGUUAACAAAGGUCAAUGCAAAGCUUGAAUCUCUAUUAAAAGACAAAGAUGAUGAUACUUUUGAUUUACGGGCAACUCUCCUCUUGAUAAAGGGAACCGUUUUGCGUUACAUGAACAAUAUUCCGAGUGCAAUUGAAUGUUUUAAAGAAAUUCUUGACAAUGAAGAGAGUUUAUCAGAGGAAACUUACCUUCCACCAUAUGCAUCUAUGGAAAUGGGACUUGCAUACAUGAAACAAGAGAAAUUCAAAGAAGCAAAGGAAUGGCUGCAUAAUGCUCGAGAUAAUUAUCAUCGAUUUUUCGUUGAAGCAUUGGCUCACAUCAGAAUUCACGCAGCUCUCAGAUACAUAGCAAGCAAAGAAGAAGUUAAUAAUAAUUAAUUCAUAAUUAUUUUCUUAUCUAAAUUUUCGAUAUUUUUUAUUUCGAAAUUGUGAUAAAGACUUUCAAGUCCAAACUUCAUUCCUAUACUCAACUUUUUUUUCUUGUGACAAUGAAUCUCUCCGUGAUAUGCAUAAUUAUUAAGCUGUGUAAACUUAUAUUCUCUUCAGUCGAGUUUGCAAUUAUCUGAUUCUGAUUAAUUGUAUUUUGUAAAAAGAUUUAUGAUUGGACGAUUUAUCAACAAUUUGUAAAACUUACCUUAUGAAACUCAUUAUGGCUGGACCUAAAAUGAGUGAUUAUGUCUUUCAUCGGUUCAUUGGGUUGUUAAUUCUCAAGAUAUUGUAUUGUUUUUAUCUAAAAUUUACCAAACUAUUAAAUUUUGGAUUCUAUUUUCACACUAUA